Messenger RNA from Penicillium angulare, 1179 nucleotides. Its product is annotated as PQ-loop repeat-containing protein. Bases 1 to 1179 code for a protein of 392 amino acids. The record is from RefSeq and is a predicted model, not a curated record. The transcript is spliced from 2 exons. Gene Ontology annotation, biological process: basic amino acid transmembrane export from vacuole. Gene Ontology annotation, cellular component: fungal-type vacuole membrane. Lineage: Eukaryota; Fungi; Ascomycota; Eurotiomycetes; Eurotiales; Aspergillaceae.
AUGUUUCCUUCACAGGCAGCCAAUUUGAACAUUGAAGCCCUGAGUGGCAUCUGUGGCUCCAUAUCUCUUGCUUGUUGGGUAGUAGUAUUCUCUCCACAAAUCAUUGAGAACUUCAAGCGCGGCUCUGCAGAUGGCCUCUCACUUCUUUUCCUCAUUGUUUGGUUAGCUGGCGAUGUCUUCAAUAUCCUCGGUGCCGUCCUACAGGGCGUGUUGCCAACAAUGAUCAUUCUAGCAGUAUAUUAUACCCUGGCAGACAUCGUUUUGUUAGGCCAGUGCUUUUAUUAUCGAGGUUUCAACAUUCGUGAAGAAUUUUCUUCCUCUCCGACUCCAGAACCAUCUGCGUCCAGUGCGCUGGGAAUCGAGGGUGACGAAUCAGCCUCAACACCAACUGAGAACUCGGCGUUGCUGCCAAAAUCGAAUGGAUAUGGCAACAUCGACCACGACUAUUCUUCAGCUGAUAGCAAUGGCCAACCGUCUCGUGGGGAAACACGCCCGACUUCAUCCGGUCAAGGACGACGUCAUUCCGCAACCUCAUUUCGGCAUAUCUUACACAGCUCGGUUGAUGGAACGCAUUUAUCCCCAGCAACUCCAUUCAUUGAUACAAAUAUGAGUGCGGCUCGAGCUCGCCGCCGUCGCCGCCGUAUCUCUACUAUUAAAGAAAUCUUAUUCAACAUCACCGCCAUUGCCCUCGUCUGUACUGCAGGUGUUGUAGGCUGGUGCUUUAGCCCAAGCUCAAAGAAAUCAAGCUCAGAGCCAGAACCUCUCACUAUGGAUACACUAGGCCAAGUCUUUGGGUAUCUCUGCGCCGUCCUGUACCUAGGUUCUCGACUCCCCCAGCUUCUAUUGAAUUUCCGCCGCAAGUCGACUGACGGUGUAUCUCUGCUGUUCUUCUUGUUCGCCUGCAUUGGAAACUUGACAUACGUCUUAUCUAUUUUGGCAUAUUCACCUGUUUGUCGUGGAGAUCUAUCAAUCGCAGAUAACGUGGGUGCUUUCUCCCACCGCCAUGCUAAAUGUGGUUCUGGUGAAGCUUCAGCUUUGUACGGGCGAUACGUGUUGGUGAACCUUUCGUGGCUUAUUGGCAGCUUUGGAACAUUGUUAUUGGAUAUGGCAAUCUUUGUGCAGUUCUUCUUAUAUCGCGAUGAUUCAAAGGGCACUGACGAAGAACACGUUGAUCAAUAA